Messenger RNA from Neoarius graeffei (lesser salmon catfish), 1776 nucleotides. It is a transcript of the gene p2rx4a, whose product is annotated as purinergic receptor P2X, ligand-gated ion channel, 4a. Gene Ontology annotation, biological process: response to ATP; monoatomic cation transmembrane transport. Gene Ontology annotation, cellular component: nuclear inner membrane; plasma membrane. Lineage: Eukaryota; Metazoa; Chordata; Actinopteri; Siluriformes; Ariidae. Bases 344 to 1495 code for a protein of 383 amino acids. The transcript is spliced from 12 exons. Gene Ontology annotation, molecular function: extracellularly ATP-gated monoatomic cation channel activity; purinergic nucleotide receptor activity; ATP binding. The record is from RefSeq and is a predicted model, not a curated record.
UCAGACUCCGAGCAAUGAAACACCUAAAACUUUGAACCGCCAGGGAUUAGGAAAUUAUGUAUUUACGUCGUACAAACAACUAAAACGAACAAGGCAUAAGAAAUUACACGAUUUCAUAGCUAUCAGAUUUUUUUGUUUUGCCUCAUGAGCGAAACCGAAAGUAACCUUGAUGUUUUCCCAGUGUGAUAAAUCAGAGCUCGGCGGGAUGUGUUUAGUGCUCGGUGUUUGUGGCGACUCCUCGUGUUAAUUAGUCACCAAACGCGUGACUUUCACGCAAGUAAGAAGAAGGGAUUGUGUGCGGAGGUUUGUUUUUUCUCUCAUUAGACUGGAAAAGAAGGACAGCAUGGUGUGUUCUUCAGUCAUCAGGUAUUUCUUCGGCUACUCCACUCCGAAAAUCUUAGUCAUCCAGAGUAAGAAAGUGGGCGCUAUUAACCGCCUGGGCCAGGCUCUGGUUAUUGCAUAUAUUGUAGGAUAUGUGUGUGUUCUGAAGAAAGGCUACCAGGACACUGACUCCAUUGUCAGCUCAGUCACUACCAAGGUGAAAGGUCUAGCACUGACUAACACAACGGACUUGGGUGUGCGGGUUUGGGACGUGGCCGACUACGUUGUGCCCCCUCAGGAGGAGAAUUCGUUCUUUGUGAUGACGAACCUGAACAUCACACCCAACCAAACACAGUCACGAUGUGCUGAGAAUCCUGGACCUGAAACAUCAUGCGUCUCUGAUCGAGAUUGUAAGAGAGGAUUUCAUGACAGUCGACGAAACGGUGUACAGACAGGCAAGUGCGUGAACUUUUCAGAGUCAGAGAUGACGUGUGAGGUGUUCGCCUGGUGUCCUCUGGAGAAAAACAACAAUCCUCCAAAACCUCCAAUGCUAGCAGAAGCAGAAAACUUCACUGUCCUCAUAAAGAACAGCAUUCGAUACCCCAAAUUCAAUUUCAACAAACGAAACAUACUGCCCCAUGUAAACAGCACCUACUUGUCACAGUGUGUGUUUAACCGUAAAACGGAUCCAGACUGUCCAAUUUUUAGACUCGGAGACAUCGUAUCUGAAGCCAGUGAAGAUUUCCAGACCAUGGCAGUUCAGGGGGGAGUGAUAGGAGUGCAGAUUCGCUGGGACUGUGAUCUGGACUUGUCUGAUAAUUCGUGUGUCCCUCACUACACAUUCCGCAGAUUAGAUAAUAAGGAUCCUGACAACAUUGCCUUAGGAUACAACUUCAGGUUUGCAAAAUAUUACAAAAAUACAGAGGACCAGGAGAUCAGGACGUUAAUCAAAGGCUACGGCAUUCGCUUUGACGUUAUGGUCCUUGGAAAUGCAGGGAAAUUCAAUAUUAUCCCAACAUUGCUCAACAUUGGGGCUGGGUUGGCACUCCUUGGCCUGGUGAAUGUGGUGUGUGACUGGAUUUCUCUGACUUGCAUGCAAAAAAGUCACUAUUACAGAGAACAGAAGUUUACUUAUGUCGAUGACUAUGAGAGUUUGUCCAGUGACGUUCCAUAGAAGCAAUGAUUUCAUGACCUGAAGAUUUGCUGGGUGCCCACUGACACAUGUUUAAUAUUAGUAUUUUUAUUACACCUGCUGAAUGUUUUUUACUUUCAUGGAUCAAUUAAAUUAAAUGUAAACAACUCACUUGCUUAACUGUCAAAUUUUUAAAUAAUGAUCAAUUGUAUAAAUCUUCUAACAUGCAGUUUGUUUAUUUUUUAAAUUCAGUCUCGAAAUGUUAAAGAUGACAUUUGCAAUGUUUAAAAGUUUUUCCUUUUGUAUUGUAAUGAGCAUUGUAA